This is a messenger RNA of Tachysurus fulvidraco (yellow catfish), 3403 nucleotides long. RefSeq names its product 3-hydroxy-3-methylglutaryl-CoA reductase b (gene hmgcrb). Gene Ontology annotation, cellular component: endoplasmic reticulum membrane; peroxisomal membrane. Gene Ontology annotation, molecular function: NADP binding; hydroxymethylglutaryl-CoA reductase (NADPH) activity; protein binding. Gene Ontology annotation, biological process: sterol biosynthetic process; isoprenoid biosynthetic process; coenzyme A metabolic process. The transcript is spliced from 19 exons. Lineage: Eukaryota; Metazoa; Chordata; Actinopteri; Siluriformes; Bagridae. The coding region runs from base 1 to 2628 and encodes 875 amino acids. The record is from RefSeq and is a predicted model, not a curated record.
AUGGUGAUGCUGAACCCCUUAUUCAGACUGCACGGCCUGUUCGUGGCCUCGCAUCCUUUAGAGGUGAUCGUGGGAACGAUCGCCGUGACGAUCUGCCUCAUGUCCAUGAACGCCAUCGCUGGCGGCGACCGAAUCUGUGACUGGAAGCACCAGUGCCCUAAAGCACAAGAGAAACUUCUGAGCAGCGACAUCAUCAUCCUGACGGUCACCAGGUGCACGGCCAUCAUCUACAUCUACGUGCAGUUUAAAAACCUGAGGCAGCUCGGCUCCAAGUACAUGCUGGGCAUUGCUGGACUCUUCACCGUGUUCUCCAGCCUCAUCUUCAGCAUCGUGGUCAUUCAUUUCCUAGGCAAAGAGCUCACCGGACUCAAUGAAGCGCUGCCUUUCUUCCUGUUGCUGAUCGAUCUGUCCAAAGCCUGCACACUGGCGAAGUUUGCUCUCAGCUCAAACUCUCAGGAGGAGGUGAGGGAGAACAUUGCUCAGGGCAUGGCCAUCCUGGGGCCCACCUUCACCCUGGAUGCCGUGGUGGAGUGCCUGGUGAUCGGAGUAGGAACCAUGUCCGGUGUGCGGCAGCUCGAGCUGGUGUGCUGUUUCGGCUGCAUAUCUGUCCUGGCCAACUACUUCGUCUUCAUGACCUUCUUCCCUGCCUGCGUCUCUCUGGUGCUGGAGCUUUCCAGAGAGAGUAGAGAGGGGCGGCCCAUCUGGCAGCUGAGCCAGUUCGCUUGUGUCCUGAAGGAAGAAGAAGACAACAAGCCAAACCCUGUAACCCAGCGUGUCAAAAUAAUCAUGUCUCUGGUGCUGGCGCUGGUUCACACACACACACGUCUGCUAUCCGAGUCUCAUUCCACUAACUCCUCCAGCUCUGCGGUGGAUCUGCACAGCCCAAACCUGGAUACACACACGCCCAUGACCAGUUUGGACAUGGAGCAGGUCAUCACUCUGUCUUUAGCUCUGUUGCUGGCCGUGAAGUACGUCUUCUUUGAGCACGAGGAGACCGAGACGUCCUUGUCAAUCAAAACCCCACAGAACUUCCUGUCCAAUAGGAGAGCAGGAGAGGAGUGCUGUAGGAGGGAUGUAGCUUUACCCAGAACGCCACACAUGGUGAACGCCAGCACAGAUCCAGCUCCAAACUGCACUGCAGACACCAGAGGAUGUCCUGUUUUUUCCCCCCGGUUAGAUAAAGAGACUCAGCAGCAGGCUGCGUCGUGUCCUUCAGCUCAGAGACAUCCAGCAGAAGAAGAGUCCGAGGAAAGAGAAGCACCUUUCCCUAAAACUUCACUCCAUCCUCGUCCUGUGAGCGAGUGCCUGAGCAUCCUCAGAGACCCGCAGCAAGGAUCACGUUGUCUGAGUGACGCUGAAGUAAUCGCGCUGGUGGAGAACAAGAGCAUUCUGGGAUACCGCCUGGAGGCAGAGCUGGAGACUCCAGAAAGGGGCGUGGCUAUACGGCGGACGAUGCUAGUGCCUAAGUUGCCCCGCCCCUCAGCCCUGGAGAACCUCCCUUACACAGGCUAUGACUACUCCAAGGUGAUGGGCACAAACUGUGAGAACGUGAUUGGCUAUGUGCCAGUACCAGUGGGUGUGGCCGGACCUCUGCUAUUGGACGGGAAGGAAUUCUACGUUCCCAUGGCGACGACAGAGGGCUGUUUGGUAGCCAGCACCAAUCGAGGUUGCAGGGCCAUCACUCUCUCAGGUGGAGCGAGUGCCCGUAUCCUGGCUGACGGUAUGACUCGUGGACCAGUUGUACAGUUGCCGUCAGCGUGUAAAGCUGCAGAGGUGAAAUCGUGGUUGGAGAGUUCUGAUGGCUUCAAUGCGAUUAAACAUACAUUCGACAGAACCAGCAGGUUCGCUCGGCUCGACAAGCUGCAGGUGUGUCUGGCUGGCAGGAGCCUCUACAUCCGCUUCCAGUCUGAGACCGGUGACGCCAUGGGCAUGAACAUGCUGUCUAAAGGUACAGAAGAGGCAUUGCACAGACUGCAGGAACAGUUUCCCGACCUCCGUGUGCUAGCGGUCAGCGGAAACUACUGCACCGACAAAAAAGCUGCAGCCAUCAACUGGAUCCACGGCCGAGGGAAGUCCACCGUGUGCGAGGCCACAAUUCCAGCUAAAGUGGUGCAAGAGGUGCUGAAGACGAGCACUGCAGCUCUGGUGGAGCUGAACAUCAGUAAGAACCUGGUGGGUUCUGCGAUGGCCGGCAGUAUAGGAGGCUUUAACGCACAGGCCGCUAACAUCGUAGCAGCGAUGUACAUUGCGUGUGGACAGGACCCAGGACAGACAGUAGGCAGCAGUAACUGUAUCACUCUAAUGGAGGCUGUCGGGCCGGACGGAGAGGAUCUGUGUAUUUCCUGUACGAUGCCGUCUAUAGAGCUGGGUACCGUUGGCGGAGGCACAAACUUACCACCACAACAAGCUUGUUUGCAGAUGCUGGGAGUACAGGGUGCGAGUACAGACCAUCCCGGGGAAAACUCGCGCACUUUGGCGCAGGUGGUGUGUGCGGCGGUGAUGGCAGGAGAACUCUCGCUCAUGGCUGCUCUUGCUGCUGGACACCUCGUCAAGAGUCACAUGACCCUGAACAGAUCAAAAGUCAACCUUUCAGAAAUGUCCGGAUCGACGAGGAAGAAUCCGUCCUGAUGUUGUGUUUCCUGCGAGACAGGAAUCUUUGCUAACUACAACACGACUCUCACGAAGGCAAAAGUGACUCAGAACAAAAGACAAACUCUGCCUUUUUUUUUUUUUUUUUAAAAAAGCCAGCAGAAAGCAUGCGGACACCAACGCAGAGAGAGAGAGACGGAGAAAUGAAUCCUUCUGAAAUCCAUGUCUGUGCUUCAGCAGCAGCUUUGCACUAGUGUUUGGACAGCGACGAAUGUCUGUACGCCGUAACGGCGAAGUAUUGUGACGGUAUCAAACCAGUCGGAGACGGCGAGCGAGAAGGCGCCGGUUUCCUUUAAUCAGGAGAAUACUGAACGCUGCAGUGACAUAGCAACAUCACUACUACAAGCUAAUUCUGUAGUACGCUAACUUCUGAAUCCGUUAAAAGAUGGCUGCUUUGUGUGUGUGUGUGAAUGUGCUAAAGGUCAGCAUGUGAAAUUAAAGUGUUUAAUUCACUGGAUCAGAAACAAAAUGGAAUCUUGGGUGAACACACACACGAAGUGAACAUGCUAUUGUAGUCUGAUUAAAUAAGUCACCACCAUUAAAGGCGGCGACUGUUUGUUUUAUCCGUUUACGGUUACGUUUGUCGUCGUGAAGCGAAACCGAUAGCAGGUAUAACAGUCACACACACACGACUAUUCUGAGAAGAUCCUGCAAAAUAAAAUACCAGUAAAUCCAAAUUACUGGUCUGCUUCAUAAAGAUCAUUGGACUGUUGUUUUUUUUUGCCAAAUAAAAAAAACUAACCACUGUUCUUCA